AUGAUUCUAAUAGACGGUGUCAAGUACUCCUGUCUGGAGUGCAUCCGCGGCCACCGAUCCACGCUGUGCCAGCACGACAAACGGCCCUUAUUACUAGUGAAAAAGAAGGGAAGACCCAAUCUACUAUAUCCCGAUGGAAACAAAAACUACCGGAUUGCUGUUUUCGCAAAGGAAGUUGCCGAAGAUACCGAAGUGGAUCUGAAGGAGAAAUGUCGUGACCGCCCGGUGGUCAUUUUGAAGGCGUCCGACAAAUACAUCUAUGAUAUCAAGUCUGGAGAGAUCGUCGGGCCGUACUGCGAGGAGUCCGCACAGAACCAAACGCCGAUGUUUCGGCCAGAAAACUUUGUCAAUAUGUCGUUCUGUUGUCUGGGCUCGCUGGCACGCAAAGAGUGCUCUUGUAACCAGAAGAAGGUUCUGAAAAAACGUAUUUUGCAGUCGUACUUGAAGAAAAAUCAGGGGAAGGUCGAUAUGGAGGGACUUCUACGAACACAUUCAGCUGGUUUGAAGGUGGAGAAGCCCAAAAGUGUCAAGCUGGGUGGCUGUUGUGGUGGAAAGGUCAAGAAGGAGGAAGAGCCCGUUGUGCUUUCCAAGCCCGAGCCCGCAACACACACCUUUGAGGUGUUGAGGCCGCAUGACUAUGAACUGCCUAAAAUGAAUCCGCCCGUAGUCAAGAGCGAACAUCUGGUGGACCUGAGUAUUCCUCCCGUACAACCUCAACCAAACACAGACUUCAACAUGACUCAGAACGCAUACGUCAACAGUAAUCCUCCAUCAAUGUAUGCAAAUGGAACUCUAGAUACUAGUGGCUCCUUCGCUGGCUAUCUGCAUUCUCUUGGUCCGCAAAUGCCCGUGUCAGAUCCACAAGUGCAAGUGCCAUUUUCUUCCCAAAUGCUUAUACCCGAAACAUCGACAUCGUUGCAUGGCCAGAAUCUCCCCGUCGGUCCACAGUUUCCGAUUUCUUUCACUUCAGCACCCCUUGCAUAUGAACAGAAUGGUCAUCCAAGCUAUAGCCGAGUAAUAAUGAACAAUAACGGAGCUGCUGCACAGGAGCAGCCAUUGGGGCAUGCUCCUGACCAUGAUGUUCCGUUCGACUACGGUGCAUCCCUCUUCCUCCAAAACAAUAACGAUGUGUAUCGUGCACCAAGCAACAACGAGCUCCUCUAUGGAAACAACAACCAGCUAUUCAAGGUAAUCAAUGUUCCUUCAUGUUCUCUUCCCGGAACAUGUUUGUGCUCUUCUGAUUGCUCAUGUCCGAGCUGCGAGACCCACAAUCCAUCUUCUAAGAAAGAGGACUUCAGCGCAUCCAAUACUAUGCAUGCCAACCCGGUGCCGGAAUUUGACCAGAGCAAUGCGUACAGCAACAUGGUGCCAGCGGACCUGGCGUCAAAAGUGCCCGAUUACUUUGGCUUUUUGAAGCAGAUUAUCGGCAUAGAGGAAGAGAACUCGGGAGAAGAAAGCAGCCGCUCCGAGAGCGUUUGCAACGAUCUACAAUCAGAGGUCGAGCCCGCAGACGCCGAGCAAUGUUCCUGUGCCGAGGGCGCCUGCUUCUGUUCCAAUUGUGAGCGCCAUGGAAUCAUUGAAGGUAUACGGCUUGACGAUUUCUUCGGGUCUGUGGGAAGAGACCCCAGCGGAGCCACGAAGCACCAUCUGCGACCAUGCAUGUAA
Messenger RNA from Australozyma saopauloensis, 1665 nucleotides. It is a transcript of the gene MAC1, whose product is annotated as Mac1p. Gene Ontology annotation, molecular function: copper ion binding; RNA polymerase II cis-regulatory region sequence-specific DNA binding; DNA-binding transcription factor activity, RNA polymerase II-specific. The coding region runs from base 1 to 1665 and encodes 554 amino acids. The transcript has a single exon. Gene Ontology annotation, biological process: intracellular iron ion homeostasis; intracellular copper ion homeostasis; positive regulation of transcription by RNA polymerase II. The record is from RefSeq and is a predicted model, not a curated record. Gene Ontology annotation, cellular component: nucleus. Lineage: Eukaryota; Fungi; Ascomycota; Pichiomycetes; Serinales; Metschnikowiaceae.